Molecule: messenger RNA, 2261 nt
Organism: Anolis carolinensis (green anole)
Lineage: Eukaryota; Metazoa; Chordata; Lepidosauria; Squamata; Anolidae
Gene: tfap4
Product: transcription factor AP-4
Exons: 7
Coding region: 241-1296 (351 amino acids)
Biological process (GO): regulation of transcription by RNA polymerase II
Cellular component (GO): nucleus
Molecular function (GO): RNA polymerase II cis-regulatory region sequence-specific DNA binding; DNA-binding transcription factor activity, RNA polymerase II-specific; protein dimerization activity
Source: RefSeq, a predicted model, not a curated record
CUCACCAGCUGUUUCCCGCCUUGAGCAGCAGCAGCCGGAGGAGGAGGAGGGAGGCGCGCGCGCACACGCAUACACACACACACACAGAGGCACGCUUACACACGCGCGCGCACGCCUCCUUCUGCCCCCCUUCCUAGAAACACGCGGAUCGGCGGCAGAGGAGGGGGAGGCCGAAGAGGAAGGCGCCCCCUCCCUCCCUCUCUCCUUCCCUCCCUCCCUCCUCCUCCCUUCCCCCUUCCGAUGGAGUACUUCGUGGUCCCCGCGCCCAAGGUGCCUCCGCCGCUGCAGCAGCAUCAGCAGCCCUUCCGGAAGUCCGAGAAGGAGGUCAUCGGGGGGCUCUGCAGCCUGGCCAACCUGCCCCUGACCCCCGAGACGCAGCGGGACCAGGAGCGCCGCAUCCGGAGAGAGAUCGCCAAUAGCAAUGAGCGCCGGCGCAUGCAGAGCAUCAACGCCGGCUUCCAGUCCCUGAAGACCCUCAUCCCGCACACGGACGGGGAGAAGCUCAGCAAGGCAGCCAUCCUCCAGCAAACGGCCGAAUACAUCUUCUCUCUGGAGCAGGAGAAGACGCGGCUGCUGCAGCAGAAUGCACAGCUCAAGAGGUUUAUCCAGGAAUUCAGUGGCUCCUCCCCGAAGCGGCGGCGGGCGGAGGACAAGGACGAGGGCAUCGGCUCCCCAGACAUCUGGGAGGACGAAAAGGCCGAGGACCUGCGCCGGGAGAUGAUUGAGCUCCGGCAGCAGCUGGACAAGGAACGCUCUGUCCGCAUGAUGCUGGAGGAGCAGGUGCGCUCCCUGGAGGCCCACAUGUACCCAGAGAAGCUUAAGGUGAUCGCCCAACAGGUGCAGCUGCAGCAGCAGCAGGAGCAGGUGAGGCUGAUGCACCAGGAGAAGUUUGAGCGCCAUCAGCAGAGCCACGGACAGCUCUUUCCGGGACAGGGCCCCCCGGCGCCUACCCACCAUCCCUCUGUUAUCGUGCCCCCACCAUCGCACCAUGUGACAGUGGUAACCAUGGGCCCCUCUUCCGUCAUCAACGCGGUCUCCACCUCCCGGCAGAACCUGGACACCAUCGUGCAGGCCAUCCAGCACAUUGAGGGGACGCAGGAGAAGCCACUCCUGGGGGAGGAGGAGGAGGAAGAGCGGCGCCGGCGAAGGGCUGUGAUCGUGGCCCGGUCCGGCUUGGACCCCUCCCUUUCAGACACGGCCUCUGACUCAGAAGUGGCAGCUGAAGAAGAAGACACCGAGGAGGAGGAGGAAGAGGAGGCCAUGGAGCACAGCAAGGCCCCCGAGAGGAGGCCCUGACCCCACUGGACGCGGGAGGAGGGAGGGGGCGCUCACAUUUUUACAAAACGCCGCCGUGGCAAUGCAGGUCUCUUUUAUGACCUUUUCGAUACUGUAAAGGGAGGGGGCCUGUGGGAGGAAGGCUCCCCCCAAUUCAGCUCACAGAAAGGCCAGAGGGAGAAGAAAGGGUCGGCUUCUCAGGGCCCCUCCCUGGAGGCGGUGGGUGGCCUUGGUCCCUCGGGACUCAGCACUGAUCUUCCUCUGUGGGUUUGUGUCCCACUGGAAGGAAGACAGGGCCCAAGACCCCCUGCCCCUCCCUGUUAAACAUGGCCUUUUCCCCUCUGCUCUCUGUCGCUCUCCUCAGGGGUCAAGGUGGCCCUUGGGGUGGCAUUAAGGGGCCAAUGGGGGGACCCUGGACUCUGAGAUGGGGGCUUGGCUGUGCCCUUCUGCCAAUCCUAAUACCCCCCCCCCCCAAUUCUCAGGGGUCACUCCAGGGUCAGGGCCUUUUCCUCACUUUGAGGGGGGGGAUACUGCCCUCUCUUUCGGUUUCUUCUCCACGGGUUCCUUGUUUCUUUUUUUUUUUUUAGCAUUUAUUUCUGUUUUUUGAAGCACUUAAUCCGUUCCAUGGGUCCGACCAUUGCUGCCCCCUUCCUGUGACGUCCACUCUUCUCCCUUUUUCAUUUUGGCUGCCCCCACCCCACCUCUCACCCCCCUUUUAACUAGUGGUCUAGGCCAGUGUUGACUAUAGGGCCCUCUGUGGGCAUUUGAUAGCCCCCCCCCCCCCCUCCAAAGCCACGGCUCCUCCUCCUCCAUUCUUCCUUUAUUUUUUAUUUUAACCUUUUUGGGUUUUGUUUUUUUUUUUUUACAAUUUUUUGGGUCUUCAUGUUCAUUGAGAUGCUAUUAUAUUUUGUUAAAAAAGUGGGAAAAAAUGAGGCAUGUGCUUUUUUGUAAAGAAACAAAAUAAAGUUUGUACUUUGUUUUUUAGA